AUUUGUUUCCUUCAGAUGGACAGUGGGACUUGUCAAACUAUCAUCUGUUAGACCUUGGUCAUCCUCAUCACUCGGUUCGCUGCAUGGCUGUCGUGUUUGGGAAGAUCUGGUGUGGAUAUCGUAACAGAGUGCAUGUUGUGGAUCCAAAGUCCCUGUCAGUUGUGAAGUCCUUUGAUGCUCACCCCAGGAAGGAGAGCCAAGUACGACAGAUGGCGUGGGUUGGGGAUGGUGUGUGGGUAUCUAUCAGGCUUGACAGCACCUUGAGGCUCUACCAUGCCCAUACUUAUCAGCAUUUGCAAGAUGUAGACAUCGAACCCUACGUCAGUAAGAUGUUAGGUAAGGUUCACCCCUACUCCAUGUAGUGUUAUGUAAGAUGU
Limulus polyphemus (Atlantic horseshoe crab) is the source of this 377-nucleotide messenger RNA. Its product is annotated as C-Jun-amino-terminal kinase-interacting protein 4-like. The record is from RefSeq and is a predicted model, not a curated record. Bases 84 to 362 code for a protein of 92 amino acids. The transcript has 2 exons. Gene Ontology annotation, cellular component: cytoplasm. Gene Ontology annotation, molecular function: JUN kinase binding; signaling receptor complex adaptor activity; kinesin binding. Gene Ontology annotation, biological process: vesicle-mediated transport. NCBI's taxonomy places the organism in Eukaryota, Metazoa, Arthropoda, Merostomata, Xiphosura, Limulidae.